Molecule: messenger RNA, 2458 nt
Organism: Notolabrus celidotus (New Zealand spotty)
Lineage: Eukaryota; Metazoa; Chordata; Actinopteri; Labriformes; Labridae
Gene: ttc33
Product: tetratricopeptide repeat domain 33
Exons: 5
Coding region: 84-911 (275 amino acids)
Molecular function (GO): protein binding
Source: RefSeq, a predicted model, not a curated record
UUCCACGACUUCCGGGUCACCAAAUAUGGCAAACUAUUAGCUUCCGUCAGCGUCUAAAUUUACUCACGGAUAACUUUAAUCUGAUGGCUUCAUUUGGCUGGAAGAGGAAAGUAGGUGAGAAGGUGUCAAAGUCAGUGGUGCAGCAGUUUGAGGCUGAGGAGGAGAAGAAGAAGAAGGAGGCUGCAGGGGAUGGAGCAGGUCAGGUCGAGGAGGUGGACUGGAUGCACGCCAUCAAACGACGGCGGGAGAUCCUGCUGGAGGACUGUGCUGUGAAGAGCGAGAGGCUGAAGGAUGAGGGUGCACUACUGGCUGAGCAAGGAAGGAACUGGGAGGCCAUAAAGAAGUGGGACGAUGCCAUUCAGCUGACUCCAGACAACCCAGAUCUAUACGAGAUGAAGUCACAGGUGCUGACCAUUCUGCAGGAGGUGUUCCCAGCUGUGAAGGCAGCAGAGAUGGCAGUGAAGCUUCGCCCCCUGUGGUGGGAGGGAUGGCAGACUCUGGGCCGCGCCCAACUCAACCUGGGAGAGGUGGAGCUGGCUGUGAAAUCCUUCCAGGUUGCGAUCCACCAAUGUCCAUCAGAGCCCACCUUGUGGAAGGAAGACCUGGCGUGGGCUUGGAGGUUACAGAAGCAACACCUGGCAACCAAGGAGAAAACACGGCAAGAGGAGGAGACCAAAAAGCAGAUUCUGAAUGCUCCUGAGCUGGAGCAGGACUUUGAUUUUGAAUCGGAUGAGGUGCUGGCCGCCUGUGAGGCUGUUGCUGAGCGACAGACACGCUACGAGGAGCUGAAGCGGACCUCUGUGGUCAUGGACUCUGAGGGAAAUAUAAAAAAUGUAGUCACUGGGGAAGGGGGAUCAGAGGACGCAGAGGCGCCAUCUGAAGAACAGUUUGUCAAAGCAAGAGGACUUUGAAGUGGUCUCAGCAUGAAAUGAGUGUCCUGCUUUAAAUAUUCAGUCUGUUUGUAUUUUUUCAGAAACCACCCAGAAGCAGACAUGAGCUGAAAAUACUGGUGACAGUUUGUAUACAACAAAACGAAAGACAGGAAUAGACAAUCCAGUUUUGUUGACUCAUGUUUUCAAUCCUUUUAAUGUUAAAUGUGUCGUGUUUAAUGUUAUAUUAAGUCACAGACAAGUAAACUGUGUGUGACAGUAAACUCUACCCAUCACUCAAAGACAGGUUUCAACAUUCAGCAGAGAGAGUGCAUCAGAAAGAAAACUUCAACAUCUAUUACUUCUGUUUCUUUGUAAUGUGCACAUUUAUUUAAAGCUGAUCUAUCAUCCAAUUUAGAGUCUACUUUUUGACACUAAAACAGCAGACUUCCACUUUUAAAGUCCCCAUGAGGAGUUUUUGACUUGUUAUGAAACAGAUGGAGUUUACAGUAAUGUCUUGUCAUGAUCUACAAAAGCAAACAAGGUGCCACUCGCAGCAGAUGAUAUCUGAAUAACAAAUACGGAUCUUCAUGGGAAAACACAAGCUGUGUACCGGAAUUAUUGAGAAGAUACUGUGCAUGUGUGCUCACCAGACGAUUUUCCUGAAAAUGUUAAAUCGCUAAAUAAGAUAAUUAAGGGCCUGUGAACACUAACAGCAUUUCUUUAUGCUUGCAGAGCCUGUUCUCCACACAAAUAAUGCAGGUCAGUGUUUGCACUCAAGUUUGACAAGAUGCCUUGGUGCCGCCUGUUUGUUGUCCCUGCACUUCCAUUGCUCUUAGUUGAUAAUAGUUCAACUUUAGGAACACCGCCACACUUGCACAUGUCACUUCUCCCUUACUGAACACUCAAAAUCAAGAAGGGGUGGGACUUUUGGCACCAACUUUGUGAACAACAAUGGCAGGGUUGAAACAAAAGUUUAUCUCAUGCAACCAGACUUUUUUUGAGGGUUUAAAGAGCUGCUUCCAAUGACAGGGAGAACAUUUCUAUUGUUCUUUGUUGUGUUUUUGGUUGAAAUUUCCCCAAAUAAGGUAAAUAGUAAGCUAAUUUAAAACCGACUUAACAGUCGCAACCAAGGGAAGUGGAAGUGCUGCAAGACAAUUGUCAUAACCCAGCCGCAGUAAGCACCAGUGAGAAGUGCUCUGAAACUGAGGUUGUGUUGUGGCCCAAAAAGGGUCGGUUGUGGACACAUGCCCUAAAACCUUUGAGUUUAAGAAAUACAAACUAACACACACACACAGUAACCAUUGAGGAGACACACAUUCAACCACACUUCAAGAUGUUAUGCUGCUGAGACAAACCACAUGAAUUAAUCACAGAAGAAAGGGAAUAAAGGGUUGAAAACAGACCUCUACAGUCUAGCUUUUUGUUUCACUGUUAACCGUCCAUGGAACAGCAUACAAUUCUUGGGUAAUAAUUCAUUAAAAGCACACAGUUUCCUGGUCAUCAAGUGGAAAUAUUGAUAUAAGAUAUGUACAGAUGCAUCUGUGGUUCCUUUGUAACCUUGGGAAAUAAAACUCUUGAAAAGAAAA